GUCAUAAACAAAGAUUUUACCUGAUAGUGGCACUAGAUCACAAAUAAGCACUGGCAAUCCACCCAAUAGUUAUUGAGACAUUUCCCUAAAAAACUCAAAUGUAAACCUUAUGGUGGCACUACAGAAAAUGUCAGAGAGUCACCGAAGCUAUUGGAAUUCAUCCUCUGUGAGCCAUCAACGUCCAUCCAGUUGUUUGUUUGACUAAUCCCACCUCUAAAAACCCUUUAUAAAGCCUUAUUAGAAAGUGAUCCUGUCUCUAGGUUCACUGCAUUUCCUUUCUUGGACCACUUUUGAUAGGUACUGACCUCUGCAGACCGGGAACACCCCACAAGAGCUGCAGGUUUGGAGAUGCUCUGACCCAGUCGUCUAGCCAUCACAAUGUGUCCUUGUCAAAGUCGCUCAAAUCCUCACGCUGUCCAUUUUUCCUGCUUCUAAAACAUCAACUUGAGGACAAAAUGUUCACUUGCUGCCUAAUAUAUCCCACCCACUGACAGGUAUUUGAAGACUAUCUUUUAGAAGAAAAAUAAAUGGAUUUUCAUCUUGAAGUUUAAGCUUACCAUCAUGGAACGUAACUCAAGAGAAACUGCGGCCCCUGACAGCAGAGAAGAAACCCUAGUGGUUGAUGAGGAGAUGUUGAAUUCGAGGCAACAGAGUGACUUAAUGCACCAGUGUUUUCAGUAUGUCCAACAAAACCCAAGCUCCACCAACACACAACUGUUCUCAUUUUUGGUGCUGCUGAAUGGGUACAUUCCUGAGUCCUACCUCCUGAUGUCUGAGUGUCAAAAGAUCCUUGGACCACCUGAUCCCAUCCAUGGAGGCCCACCGUUUGAAGAAAGAAUGGAGCCAUUUACUCCCUUCAUCAACACAUCCAAUCCUGAACAUAUAUGCCUGACUGACCCAAAGUUUGCACUGAUAGCUGUGGACAAACUAGCUGGCUUAAGGAUUUCCAGGAGUACAACAGUGAAGAGUUUGAUGGUCUUACUUUGUGGAAAUCAGCCUCAACCACACACAAUCCAGUUCAUCAAAGAUAUACUGACAAAGAGAGAAUUGAGAGAAAGCGGUAAAGAUAAGUUCUCACGAUUGAUUGAAGAUAUAAUGGAUCAAGAGAAUUUCCACCAUGCUGUCUCUGUCCUGAAAACUGCAUCAGAUAAACUGAGACAGAAUCCCAUUUUCCCUCAAACCCUUUCACGUCUUUAUUACAUCCGAAGAAGUGACUAUCCAAGAGCUGAAGAAUGGGCAAAGAAAGCAAUUGAACGAGCUCCACAAAACUCUUAUGUGGCUGACGUUUUGGGGCAGAUUCAAAAGAACCAUUUAAUGAGAGCCACACGACUGGAGGAUAUCUUAAACAGGGCAGGAGAGGCCUUUAAAGCAUUUAAAGAUGUGGAGAGGAAAGCUGAAAAAGAAGAGAGCCCUGACAUGAGGGACACAGGAAGUACUGCAAGCAUUUCAAAUACCUUCAACAACAGAGGUCUUUUUGGCUUCAUUCAAGUGGCAAAGAUAGUCUUUGAGAAACUCAGAUCUUCAGAGGAACACAGGAACUUCAUCCAAACGUUAGAAAUGGGAGUUGAAGCCAAGUUUGACUUUUUUGAAUGGUACCUAACCUACUCCAAGCCUGACAUGACAACCUCAGAGCCAUGUUACUUCUGGAAGGACGUUGCACUGUGUUAUGAACACUACACAAGACGAACAGCGGCUGAAUCCAUCAGCUUCCCAGGACUUCUAGAUCGUCUGAAUCACGGCCUUUUCACGUCAAAAGGAAGACGUGCCGGGUUUGAGGAGACUGAAGUAACAGUGUCUGAUUUAGAGGCAAUCCAAGAUGUUUUGAAAACCACCUAUGAGGCAAAUGUUGAUGAUGUCAAAGCAGCGGAGAAGUACAUCCUCUCCAACAUCCUCUUGAGCAACAAGAUGCAUAACUCUCCUCAGCUCACCCCGGUGAAUGAACUCCAAGCAAUAAUACACAGAUUCUUGGGCACAGAAGUGGGGCGCAGACGCCCUGAGUUUUACCUUUUGGUUCUGCUGUUGUUUUGGCCUGAGGAACAGCCUCUGGUGUUGCAAGAAAAGGAUGAGGAGGAGGUGGAACAACAGGCCACAGAGGAUGACGGGUCAGAAGACACAACACAACAAACCUGGGAGGAUGAUGACAGGGACGAGGAACAAGACACAAGAGGAGAGACUUCACAACUAUCUCUUGACUUCGUGUUUGGUCCUGACCUGCAGCAGCAGGUCACGUUCAUGGAGCAAGCGUUUGAGAGAGCCAAGUAUGCCAAGUACCUUCGAGGUCGGUACCUUUUGCCUCUAUUUUUUCUAGGAAAGGGCUUUGGACUGAGCAAAUGGAUUCACAAAUCAAGGCUGGAUGCAAUCGUGGAAGAAAAAGUCACUGCUGAGCUAGCUGAUAGACAAGAGAAGAGAAUGAAGGAGAAAUGGAGGCUGAUCAAUGACAUGUGGGUCAAUGGGAAAGUAUGGCAAGUCCCAGAAAUCCAAGAUAUACUUCUCCCAGUCCGGGUAUGCUACUUAACCACGAUGCCACAGGAGAAUAAAGAACAAAGAGCGUUUGUUUGGGCUGGAGAGAAUAAAAUCUGUGCUGAAGAAGAGGUUGUACCUGAGGCUUCAGUGGAGAGCCCAAGGCUUUUCUAUCUUGGCUUCACCAUUCGGGGUCCUGUCAUCUUCAAAGUGAGAUUUCCUCCCACGUCUGGACAGUGAUUCACUAUUAACACCACAAUGAAGACACAACAAACAUUAGCUUGACAACAUUACAAUAUUUUACUUAAACAUAGACUAAAUGACAUUGACACCUGUGUAAGAAAAGUGUAAAAUCAACUUUAUGGCAACGUUUGAGGCUGUAGUUGAUUGUAUGUCCCACAAGAUUCAUUUAAUCAUUCUGUAUCAUUGAUUUUUGUGAAGGUGGAUGGGCAUAUGAAACAUUUUCUUUCAAAUUAGGUUGAAGUUUUUAGAUAUUUUUUACUCAACACAGCAUUCUUCUUCUUCUUCUUCUUCUUCCUAUUAUUAUUGUUAUCAUUACUAUUGUUUCACUAAAAUAUACUUUAAAUAAACUUAUAAAUAUAGAUAGGAGGUAAAAUUAUUGUAUCAGAUUGCAUUGGAUUUCCUGUAUCCUUUGAUUCAAAUGUAUUAUAUGUAUUCUAUUAUGAAAACGUUAUCAAAAAUAACGUUUGUAUUCGUUUUGGAAAUAAAAUCAAACUUGGAAUGAGA
Molecule: messenger RNA, 3207 nt
Organism: Dicentrarchus labrax (European seabass)
Lineage: Eukaryota; Metazoa; Chordata; Actinopteri; Moronidae
Product: sterile alpha motif domain-containing protein 9-like
Exons: 2
Coding region: 562-2700 (712 amino acids)
Cellular component (GO): cytoplasm
Molecular function (GO): protein binding
Source: RefSeq, a predicted model, not a curated record